ACUUAUUAAGUGGCAGUCUUUUUGUACUUGAAUACAAUUUUCAGUUUUUGCUUAUGCUUCCUAUAUCUAACUAUAUGCAGAUAUAAAUACUGGCGUCUUGGUGAUAUUUUUGUUUCAAUACCUCAACCAUCAUGGAUAUGAAGUUCAAUCCACCAAAUUUGGAAAGUUUUUUCUCGCCAAAUCAUCAACCACAUUCGCUUUCAACGAUAUGGGCCGAUAAAAGCAAGCAGGAGGAAGAAGUUGAUCCUGGAAUCUCAGAUAUGGAAGAGCAAGAUCAAGCCAAAGAUGACGCAGAAAACAGUAAAGAAAAUGAUUCUACUGAAAAUCUCAAUGAUGCUCUGGAAUGGGAAAAUGGUGUUGGUAAAUUGCCUGGAAGUGAUUUGAAGUUUCGUGUGAAUGAGCUUGGAGAUAUUGAAGUUAUCACAGAAUCAGUACAAAUGGAUGAAGUUUCUAAUAUAAUGGAUGAGGCUGAAGCAGUAGAAAAUGGAGUUAUCCCUUCUGAUCGAACUCCUGCUCCGGACUCAGACACAGAAAAUCAAUUAAGUAUUGUUGAAGAAUCAGAUAGGACUGAUGAAGUUAUCAACGAUAAUGGCGAUUCUAACAUAUUUGUUGAACAAAACGGUUCAUCGUCUGAUAACAUUGUUGAACAAAAUACAGAAAAGGAUUCCAAAUCAGCUAUUUCUUCCGAAACUGAUCUCAAUCUGGAAAAUAAAAAUUGUGAAGAUAAAGAUGAAGAUACUCAGAAUGAAUCUAACAUUCAACCCAAGGAUGAGAAUGCAGAUGUUGCGGUGAGAAGUGAAUCAUCUUUGGAAGAUAAUUUAACAGAUUUUGAUCCAGUUUUACAUGAAGAUAUUGCUUCAAUGUUAUACGAUGAUGCCAACACUAAUAUAAAUUUACAGAAGACAGACGACGAUUGCUUAAUAACUCCUACACCUUCUCCAGGUAGCACCUAUAAAGAUGAAGAUUAUUCACCAGAACAUAGUGACUUGAAAAUUGUCUCUGUGCGAUCUGACUCUGCAGAAACAGGAAAAUGUUUAAUAUGUGGCAACACUACUCGACCUGGUAAAAGGUUUUGCAGUAGACAAUGUGUUGGCAGAAAUGCAACCAAAAGAAGAAGAGAAAAUCAAAUGUUUGUGUCAAAAAAAUACUUGAAAAACAAACGACGAGCCAAAAAUCUUCAUAAUAAACGAGAUCAGAGAAGUCUACAUACUGACGAUAUAUUAACUGUAGUACAAGACGAUUCACCAGGAAGGAAAAAUGAUUUAAAAAUCAAAAUAAGGUGGUCAUCUGCUUCAAAUGAAAACCAAGAGGAAUAUAAUCAGAAUGAUAAAGAUAUUCCGAAACGAAAAGCUGUUUUAAAUGGAAACUACGAUGGAACAAGAGGAACCAAUCGAAAGAAAUUCAUCUGGUCAACUUAUCUUGAAGAAGAGCAGGCGGUUCCUGCUCCACUAGAUGCGUUUGAGGAUUUUUCUGGAAAAAAUCCAUAUUUGACUCGAAAUCCUUUUCAAGUAGGGAUGGCAAUGGAAGGAGUUGAUCCUGAGCACGAGUCGCUCAUUUGUCCACUGUUUGUUGCAGAGCUCAGAGGAUGUCGCAUCAGGCUGAGUUUUUGUGGAUAUUCCGAAUCUUAUGAUUUUUGGAGAAACUGUGAUUCACCUUUUAUAUUUCCCUGUGGGUUUUGUGAAGAGACGAAUAGAAUACUUCAACCGCCAAAAGAAUGUAAAAUUGAAAACUUCGUAUGGAAUGAAUAUGCAAAAUCUCAUCAAAUAUAUCCAGCUCCCAAAGAAUGUUUUGUAAAAAUAUCAGAUAUUGAAACGAAGUCCAAAGAUAUCACUUUCAAAAUUGGCCAGAAAUUAGAAGCUGUAGAUAAGCACAAUCCUGAUCUGAUAUGUGUUGCUACUGUGCAAGAUGUUAUCAAUGAGCAAGUUCUUAUUCAUUUUGAUGGAUGGAGCAAUAAAUUUGAUUUUUGGUGUCCAAUUUCAUCACAACUUAUACAUUCUACUGGAUGGUGCGAGAAGAAUAAUAAAGUUCUUUUAUUACCUGAAGAUUACGACACAACACAAAAAUUUGAUUGGUCCAUCUUCCUCACACAAACACAAACUACAGCUGUUGAUGAAAAAUUGUUUUCCACUGGAGUUGCGAAUAAGUUUAAACAAGGAAUGAAACUCGAAGCUGUUGAUCAAAGGAAUCAACGUUUGAUAAGAGUUGCUUCAAUUGCGGAAAUUGAUAAUAUCAGGGUUAAAAUUCAUUUUGAUGGUUGGAGUGACAUGUAUGAUUUCUACACCGACCUAGAAAGUUCAGAUUUGCAUCCAAUUGGCUGGUGUGCAAAAUCUGGACAUCCUAUAGAACCUCCUGUAUCUCUCAGUGACAUGGAAGACUCUGCAUGGCAAACUAGUGGUUGUCCAAUCCCAGGAUGUGCAGGCCUUGGACAUAUCAAAGGUGCUAAGUACAUGACACAUUACAGUGAGUUUGGAUGUCCGUAUUCACCACAAAAUCUAACAAAAGAAGUCUUAAAAGAUCGUCUCGCUGUACACAAGCCUCGAAGAAGUGCUCAUAUGAUAACAGAUGAGAAUAAUUCUAUAAACAAUGAUGGAGAUCCAGAUUAUAUAGAAGAACAAGUGAUUACGCAUAAGACUGGAAAAGUCCUGACUCGUAAACGUCUCAGCAAUAGCGAUCAGAAUCAUCUUACAUCACCCAGUAAAAAAAAGUUGAAAGAGAAUUCCGAGGACUCUUUCCAACAUGAAAGAAGCCGAGGUAAUACAGCUCAAGUUGUUUCAAAGUGGACAAUCGAAGAUGUUGCGAGAUUCAUCAGGAAUCUUACAAGCCAACAAAUAUACGAACAAAUUUUUAUGCGUGAAGAAAUAGAUGGUGAAGCUAUGCUAAUGUUAACACAAUCCGAUAUGCUGCGAAUUCUCAAAAUAAAGCUUGGUCCUGCUGUGAAAAUUUAUAAUGCGAUCAUGACAAUCAAGGAGGCAGCAUGAUUGGGUAUGAUUGUUAUGAAAAUAAUUCUUAUGCAAUGCAUGAAUGAUGUCAGUUUAUUGACCAUUUUUCAUUGAGAUAGAAAGGGAUACAUUGGAAAUCCAAGGAUUUGGAAGUAGUAUUCUCAACGAUUAACAUUUACAACAGACUGUAACUUCAGUCUACUUUACUUCUGAGUGCGUGGACCAUACAUUGAGCAAAUAUUAUUAUAAAAAUAGACUGGAAUACACACAAGGGCUCAUUUUGUGACACUUUUCGGUCCUCCCGAAGUAUGUGAACCAAGAUGGCGGACACCGGAACGUAGUAUGUGCACCACGUUAGGCCAUAAUUUCAGGUGCAAAUACUACGAGAGUCACUUGGUUAGUCCCCAAACUCGUAAUAGAACUAAAAUAAGGAAAAUUGGAAUAAAAUUAUGGCCUUACCUGGUACACAUACUACAUUCCGGUUUCCGCCAUCUUGGUUCACACAUUAUGAGAGUACCCACUUUUUUUGAAUAGAAUCAGGCAUGGACUUGGUUUCUGAUACUCAGUUAUUUGUAGGCUGUUGUCUACCUGAAUGGUAACUGUAGCUGUAGGGUUUGUCAACCGGUUAUGAUACAAUAUGAGAAUUGUAACGUGUGCUCUGGGCAGGUUGAUGCUUUUUUGUUGAAAUUGCAAUGCUCUUACAACAUUGUUCAAUACCGUCUGUUCAAUCCGUGAUGAAGUGCUUUUGUUUAUAUCGAAAUAAUUCGACAGUCAAUGUUAAAAAUACUUUCCUAUAUCAGUCCUCUUAUAGUGCUUAUCAUCUUUGAUAUCGUGAAUCCAUGAUGAUUUUUGUGGUGUUGAAUUCUACUGUAACAAAUACAAGUUUUCAUGCUUCUUGACAGUUUUUGGCAAAACUGAUUGAGAAGUUUAUAAUAGCAUUAUUAAAACGAUUUUCAAAGUCAUUACCAAAAAAUAGAUAGAUAUUGUGUUUGAUAUGGCGCUUUUUGCAUAAUUGGUCGUACUUUACUUUUAUUUUCUGUGGGAUGCAAACGAUAUCUUCAAUGUAUUAUUUUGUCAUCUUUCUUUCAUUCCUUACAUUUCUUCAUUAUUGGCAUCUAUUUGCCUUUGCAAUACUUAUUGUUGGACCAUGAAUUAAUAUUGUGUAGAAUGUCCAAAAAAUUUACUUUGACGGAAAUAAUUUCAGUGGCGUGACUUUGCUCAGAGACCAAUUUCUUUUAUGUCUGAAAGAGUGAACAUGACCUUGCGUUGUGCAAAUCUUCAUAAAACAUUAAAUACUGUUAUUUGGUCUUCUUUGAAAAACCUCAUAUAUGUCAGAAUCAAGAUUGAUAUAAAAUACAUACCGGUAAUUACUGGAUGUUAUUCACACAUAUGUAAUCGUGCAUUGUUCACUCCAAUGUUUCGAUAACCUUUGAAACCUCAUUUCCAUCAGAGCUUGUUGGUGAUCAAGGUAAAUAAACAUUGGGUUUGUUUUGUCAUGAAUUAAUAAAAAAUUUCUUGCGGCUUCAUGAACAAUUUGGCCCUAUGCACAAUAUUCAAUGAUUUUUAAGAUGUGUCAUCUAAGGUUCAUUCUUUAUUUUCACUGUGAGUUAUAAAUAGUUAUGUCGAUUAUUAUUUAUGAGUAAGGUUUCUCUUGUGUUGUUUUACGGGAACAUGGAGAAGAAAUAAAAUCAGUUAUAAGAAA
Styela clava is the source of this 4641-nucleotide messenger RNA. The record is from RefSeq and is a predicted model, not a curated record. NCBI's taxonomy places the organism in Eukaryota, Metazoa, Chordata, Ascidiacea, Stolidobranchia, Styelidae.